Hydatigera taeniaeformis is the source of this 690-nucleotide messenger RNA. Lineage: Eukaryota; Metazoa; Platyhelminthes; Cestoda; Cyclophyllidea; Taeniidae. The record is from the annotation of a GenBank genome assembly.
AUGGGUAGCAGGACAUUUCUUCCUAGCGUUUUUCAGAUCGUCGCUGCACGCAAUAUAGCGGGCAGAUUCGCUUUCUCGGUGGAUGAGAUUUUCCACCAGGUAUUCACUCUCCUUUCGUUUUACCCAACCCACGGCGGUGUUGAUUUUGUACCCACCAACGAAACCACUGCAGGGAUUACUCUGAUGCUUACUGUUGGACUCUGGAAGAUUCACUAUAGCCGCGCUAUAAACGCUCCCGAAAGAAACUCUGCCUUCCAGUUGUACGAAGCUCACUUCACGUUUCUUAAGACAGUCUCCGAUGUGUGCCUCAGCUCUGGUCUGAGAGGACCUUACUUUGCCGAAAGCGCUAGAAUUCUCCUGGGUGUCGCCCUUACGACAGUGUUUUGUAAUUUUUUCACACUUCUCUUUUCACGCAUGGUGUUCUUCUACGCCGCGUUGGGAGCUGGGCUUGCUUGUAUGAGCGGCAUAUUCAUGAUUGCACUAUGGCUCGUCGAGAUACUCAGCUGCACAAGCGCCCUAUCACUUGAUGGCACGCGACCCAAUACCUCACGAGUCAUCUACAUGCGAACCGUAGACGCUCGUCCGGUCAUCCUGACAACCAGUUUCUACCAAUAUCUCGCCUGCGCAAUAGUCUCCGCAUUUCAAACCCCAAUCCUUAUGCUUAAUAUGAAUAUCCUAACCGGUUCUUAA